Carica papaya (papaya) is the source of this 1964-nucleotide messenger RNA. RefSeq names its product cytochrome P450 84A1-like. The record is from RefSeq and is a predicted model, not a curated record. Lineage: Eukaryota; Viridiplantae; Streptophyta; Magnoliopsida; Brassicales; Caricaceae. Gene Ontology annotation, molecular function: iron ion binding; oxidoreductase activity, acting on paired donors, with incorporation or reduction of molecular oxygen; monooxygenase activity.
AGAUCGGCCAACUAGUAUAUAAAACGCCCGUAUAUCCCAUCUUCACAGCCAGCAAGAUCUCCGCAUACACAUACAUAUACACAAGCUCAAAUGGAUUCUCUCCUCAAUUCAUUCACCCACCAACCAGUAACCAUGUCCUUCUUCUUCAUUGUCCCGUUACUCUUAGUCUUAGGUCUCAUUUCCCGUCUUCGCCGGAAGCAUCCAUUCCCGCCGGGACCCAAAGGGUUACCUCUCAUCGGCAACAUGAUGAUGAUGGACCAGUUGACUCACCGUGGUCUCGCCAAACUCGCUAAACGGUACGGUGGUCUCUUCGGCUUAAGAAUGGGCUUCUUGAACAUGGUGGCGGUUUCCUCGCCGGAGGUGGCUCGCCAAGUUCUCCAAGCUCAGGACAGUAUCUUCUCCAACCGCCCGGCCACCAUAGCCAUAAGCUAUCUCACUUAUGACAGAGCUGAUAUGGCGUUUGCCCACUACGGUCCCUUUUGGCGGCAGAUGCGUAAGAUUUGUGUCAUGAAGGUUUUCAGCCGCAAGAGGGCGGAGUCGUGGGCGUCGGUGCGGGAGGAAGUUGAUAAGAUGGUCAGGACCGUGGUUGCCAACACCGGCAAGACCGUUAACGUCGGCGAGCUCAUCUUUUCCUUGACCCGGAACAUUAUUUACAGAGCGGCAUUCGGAGCCUGCUCUGAAGACGGACAAGACGAGUUCAUCAAGAUCAUGCAGGAGUUCUCCAAGCUUUUCGGCGCGUUUAACAUUGCAGAUUUUGUUCCAUAUCUCGGGUGGGUAGACCCACAGGGCCUCAAUAUCCGACUCGUGAAGGCCCGUCAGUCACUCGACGGAUUCAUCGACUCCGUCAUAGACGAACAUAUCCAGAAAAAGAAGAACGGCAGCAACCUCUCCGACGACGACGCUGACACUGACAUGGUCGACGAGUUACUCGCCUUUUACAGCGAGGAGGCUAAAGUCAACCAAUCAGACGAUCUUCCAAACGCCAUCAGAUUCACCCGGGACAAUAUCAAAGCCAUCAUCAUGGACGUAAUGUUUGGCGGGACAGAGACAGUGGCAUCAGCCAUAGAGUGGGCAUUGUCGGAGUUGAUGCGGUGCCCGGAAGAGCUGAAACGGGUACAGCAAGAGCUUGCGGACGUAGUGGGUCUUGAUCGGCGCGUGGAGGAGAAAGACAUGGAGAAGCUCACUUACCUCAAGUGUGUCAUUAAGGAGACACUACGGCUCCACCCGCCAAUCCCUCUACUCCUCCACGAAACCGCCGAGGAUGCCGAGAUCGGCGGCUACGUCAUCCCCAAAAAGUCGCGUGUGAUGAUCAACGCAUGGGCAAUUAACAGAGACGCCAAGUCCUGGGAAAAUCCCGACUCAUUUAAACCUUCAAGGUUCCUGAACCAGGGAAUGCCCGACUUCAAAGGCAGCAACUUCGAAUUCAUUCCGUUCGGGUCGGGCCGGAGGUCGUGCCCGGGAAUGCAGCUCGGACUCUACGCAUUGGAGCUUGGCGUGGCGCAUUUACUCCACUGCUUCACCUGGUCCUUGGCCGACGGAAUGAAACCGAGCGAACUCGACAUGAACGAUGUGUUCGGACUCACCGCGCCCAGGGCUACUCGACUCAUGGCCGUACCGAGUUCCCGCCUGAUUUGUCCUUUGCACUGAGAACGGGAUAAGGGAAGAUGAGGUUGAGAGAACGGGACGGUUUCGAUUUGAACAUGCGGCAGGGUGACAUGUGAUAUAGGUGAGUCGCCCUGGAGAAAGUGAAAAAAUAACUGGACAUAGAAAAAUCGUAAAAACUGAUGGCAGAAGCGGAAGAUCCGAGCCGUUGAUAAAAGUUGAUCAUUUGUAUUAUUUUGCAUAAUCUGGAGAUUAAACUUACUCUAUGAUUUUUUUUUUUAAAUUUUUUAUCCUUAAAAGUAUCUGUAAUAAUUAAUAAUAUUUUGUUUGGAAAUCAAAUUUUCAUUAGUGGAAAAUAGAAA